Ilyonectria robusta is the source of this 1074-nucleotide messenger RNA. Its product is annotated as Intradiol ring-cleavage dioxygenase. The transcript is spliced from 4 exons. The record is from RefSeq and is a predicted model, not a curated record. Gene Ontology annotation, molecular function: ferric iron binding; oxidoreductase activity, acting on single donors with incorporation of molecular oxygen, incorporation of two atoms of oxygen. Lineage: Eukaryota; Fungi; Ascomycota; Sordariomycetes; Hypocreales; Nectriaceae. Bases 1 to 1074 code for a protein of 357 amino acids.
AUGCGUUUUGACUUCCUCGUUGCAGCUGCUGUUGCAGCUUCCAUGGUGUCUGCACACCCUGGACAUGAUCAUCAUCAGGAGUUGGCCGAACGCACUGCCGCAUUGCAGCAUACUAAGAAGGAUUUGAGCCACUGCGCAGAGAAGAUCCGUGCCAGAGGUUUGGAGAAACGCUCUGUCGAGCGACGUGCCGCCUUAGCCACUCACUUGAUGAAGAGAAACAACCUGAAAGAUCGUGAUUUGGCCGGUCUUCUUAAUGUUUCUCAUCAUUCAGACACUGAGUACACUCUUGAGACUCCAGAAUCGACAUUGUUCGCAUCUAACAACUCGUGUGUUUUGUCUCCUGAGUCCAUCGAAGGACCAUACUAUGUGUCGGGAGAAUAUGUCCGUAAGAACAUUGUCGAGAGCGAGCCCGGUGUAGACUUGACACUCGACUUGCAAGUUCUCGACAUCGAAACCUGUGAUCCCGUCACUGGCGCAUACCUCGAGAUCUGGCACUGCAACUCUACUGGAGUCUACUCUGGUGUCAGCUCUGGCGGUGACUACGAGAGCGCCCCAGAAAAUCUCAACACCACCUUCAUGCGGGGCGCAGUGAAGACGGACGAAGAUGGGGUAGGGCAGUUCGAGACGCUUUUCCCUGGCCACUACACGGGACGCACCACUCACAUCCACGUCAUGUUGCACGUCAAUGCUACACCCCUCGCCAACGGUACUAUCAGGUCUACCACCGCUAGCCACGUGGGUCAGAUAUUCUUUGACCAAGACCUCAUCAACGAUGUCGAGGAUCUGAGCCCUUAUACGACAAACACCCAAGCCCUUACUGUCAACGCCGAUGAUUUUAUCUUGGAGGCCAUUGCCGAGACGAGUGAUCCGUUUGUCCAAUACGUGCUUCUCGGCGAUUCUCUUGCUGACGGUCUCCUCGCCUGGCUGAGCUUCGGAGUCAAUUCAUCCCUGAUUAGCAAUGUCAGCGCAGCAGCGACCUACUACGAAGGUGGUGGCGUGGAAAACCCCAACUCUGGUGGUGGUGGUGGCCCCGGUGGUCCUGGUGGUCCUGGUGGCCCCCCUCCUUCGGUUUAG